This is a messenger RNA of Cylindrotheca closterium, 282 nucleotides long. The record is from the annotation of a GenBank genome assembly. NCBI's taxonomy places the organism in Eukaryota, Bacillariophyta, Bacillariophyceae, Bacillariales, Bacillariaceae.
AUGACAAGUGGAGCAACAGUGGGAGUAGAGAUUCGUAAGGUAGCUGCAACAACUUCGUUAGGACUGGAAACCCUGGGCAUAAUCGGAGGUGGAUGUGAAGUCAUGCGUUAUGCAUGGCCCAAGAUGAAGGUAACAUUCUCCAUCCAAGAAAAUGGGGAGACUGUUCCAACAGACUUGAGAGACCCAACAGUGGUGCUCUAUGGACCCCACCGUCAAUGGGAAGGGCUCCUCGAUACUCAUCCGGUGGAUCUUUUGGUAACCGAGAAAGGCCACUACACUUGA